UCGAGAAGCUGCUGUGUGACCUUAGGCUGCACCUCUUCUGCUCUGAGCCUCCUAUUUCGGGUCUGCUCUGUGAGCACUUGGACCUGGACUUCAGAGGCUCAGAGAAGUGAAGCAAUUGCCCAGCUAUGAGAGAGCGAGCCAGGAUUUGAAACCAGGGUCCUGCCUGGAGAAAGGAGACUGAGGCCAAGAGGGCUGUCCCUCCCAAGCUCACAAGCAUGGUGGCAGCCCUGCAGGGACUAGACACCCCCUAAAGGUGCCUGUCCUUCCUCAAGCUCACUCUGCUUUGUAAGAAGCCUGGAACUUCCAGCUUUCUCCAGGAGUGGGGCUGGACUGCCUUCCCCGCUCCUGGCCCCAUCUGCCGAGGCGUCUGGCUGUUCGAUGAGGAUGCUGAGGACCUGAGAGGGGAAGUGACUUGCUUAAGGUCACUGAGUGGGAAGAGGUGAAGCAGGGCCUGUAGUCUGCGACCCCUGACUCCACACCUGGUGUUUGCUGAGACCCCAGGCUGCUUCCCAGGUCCUCUGGGACAGCCCCUGCCUUCCACCAGCCAGGACCAUGGGCAGCAACAAGAGCAAGCCCAAGGAUGCCAGCCAGCGGCGCCGCAGCCUGGAGCCUGCUGAGAACGCCCAUGGUGGCGGCGGCGGGGGUGCCUUCCCCACCUCACAGACCCCCAGCAAGCCGGCCUCCGCUGACGGCCACCGUGGCCCCAACACGGCCUUCUCCCCUGCCACCGCCGAGCCCAAGCUGUUUGGAGGCUUCAACUCCUCGGACACAGUCACCUCCCCGCAGAGGGCGGGGCCACUGGCUGGUGGAGUGACCACCUUUGUGGCCCUCUACGACUAUGAGUCCCGGACAGAGACUGAUCUAUCCUUCAAGAAAGGGGAGCGGCUGCAGAUUGUCAACAACACGAGGAAGGUGGAUGUCAGCCAGACCUGGUUCACAUUCAGAUGGCUGCAAAGAGAGGGAGACUGGUGGCUGGCCCACUCGCUCAGCACGGGACAGACGGGCUACAUCCCCAGCAACUACGUGGCACCCUCCGACUCAAUCCAGGCUGAGGAGUGGUACUUUGGCAAGAUCACAAGACGGGAGUCAGAGCGGUUACUGCUCAAUGCAGAGAACCCGAGAGGGACCUUCCUAGUGCGAGAAAGCGAGACCACGAAAGGUGCCUACUGCCUCUCAGUGUCCGACUUCGACAACGCCAAGGGCCUCAACGUGAAGCACUACAAGAUCCGCAAGCUGGACAGCGGCGGCUUCUACAUCACCUCUCGCACCCAGUUCAACAGUCUGCAGCAGCUCGUAGCCUACUACUCCAAACAUGCUGAUGGCCUGUGCCACCGACUCACCACUGUGUGCCCCACGUCCAAGCCACAGACUCAGGGCCUGGCCAAGGACGCUUGGGAGAUCCCCCGGGAGUCACUGCGGCUGGAGGUCAAGCUGGGCCAGGGCUGCUUUGGAGAGGUGUGGAUGGGGACCUGGAACGGCACCACCAGGGUGGCUAUCAAAACCCUGAAGCCAGGCACGAUGUCUCCAGAGGCCUUCCUGCAGGAGGCCCAGGUCAUGAAGAAACUGAGGCACGAGAAGCUGGUGCAGCUGUACGCCGUGGUGUCUGAGGAGCCCAUCUACAUCGUCACGGAGUACAUGAGCAAGGGGAGUUUGCUGGACUUUCUCAAGGGGGAGACGGGCAAGUAUCUGCGGCUGCCCCAGCUGGUGGACAUGGCUGCUCAGAUCGCCUCAGGCAUGGCGUACGUGGAGCGGAUGAACUAUGUCCACCGGGAUCUCCGUGCUGCCAACAUCCUGGUUGGAGAGAAUCUCGUGUGCAAAGUGGCCGACUUUGGCCUGGCUCGGCUGAUCGAAGACAACGAGUACACGGCCCGGCAAGGUGCCAAAUUCCCCAUUAAGUGGACAGCUCCAGAAGCUGCCCUCUACGGCCGGUUCACCAUCAAGUCAGACGUGUGGUCCUUUGGGAUCCUGCUGACAGAGCUCACGACAAAGGGCCGGGUGCCCUACCCUGGAAUGGUAAACCGUGAGGUGCUGGACCAGGUGGAGCGAGGCUACCGGAUGCCCUGCCCACCUGAGUGUCCCGAGUCCCUGCACGACCUCAUGUGCCAGUGCUGGCGGAAGGAGCCCGAGGAACGGCCCACCUUCGAGUACCUGCAGGCCUUCCUGGAGGACUAUUUCACGUCCACUGAGCCCCAAUACCAGCCUGGAGAGAACCUAUAGGGGGCAGCUACAGGGCCAGACUGGCUGCUCGGCGUGGAUCGGGCUGGGUGGCCCCCAGUGUGGGGUCCUGCCUCGCUCUUCCUGCCCGCUGUUGCUCCUCUGUGGGGCUGAGUUGUCAGUGAUUAGGCCUCUCCCUCUUUUGUGGCAUGGAAGGGCUUGGGGCCUGGAGCAGCCCUGAGGGCGGGGUCCAAGGCUGGCACAGUGACUGUGCCUGGCUCCUGCUCCCGCCACACACCUCCUCCUUGUACACCUCCUGGAGCUCCGUGAAUUGCAGCAGGAGGAUGUGGGGAAAAGGGCUGGAGCUGAGGGCUCCCUUUCCCAGCCUCAGCCUCCUCUACACAUUGGCUCCUUCCCUCUUCCACGCCAUGCAGGGCUGUCUCCAGAGCUGGCCAAAGAGCCUUUCCAAAGAAAAGUGAUAGGCCCUUGGCCGUCAGCCUGCCUGAUUCCCUGCCCCUUGCCGUCCAUUUCUGAAACACCUGUUCGUGGAGGCCGCUGGGUCCAGACCCCUCUGCUGUGGCUCCCGGGCAGAGCAGCCUGACGCCUAGACUGACUUGAUGAUGGUGGGUGGGGUGGGCUCCCCCCAAACCCUGCCCUUCUUAGACCCGAGGGUCCCUUAGAGAUCAUCAAUUCCUUGUCCCUUACUACCCAUGGGGAAACAGCCCAGAGAGAGGUUGUGACUUACCCAAGUCCACAGAGCAGUUCAGAGUUGAGGUGGGAUCAGAACCCGGUGCUCCCUCUGUCUUCCUCAGGAACCAAGAUUGUCCUCAGCGGCAUCAUGGACAGACUGUGGCAGCCCAAGGGACAAGGGGCCUGAGGGUGGGUUAGAGACAGCAGAGAGUUCUGCUGCUAUUUCCUGUUCAGCGGGGCUGUUGGAGGAGAGAGUGGAGGUGGGUGUGGGGCUGAGCUGGGAAUGAAGGGUGAAGGUGCAGGUGUAGGGAGGCAGACUUCAGUCAGAAUGUGGGUGGAUUUUGACCUUCAGGCUUAGCCAGUCAUGAAAGGGAGUGAGCUCCCAGGCUCUGGGGGCAAUCAAGCAGAAAUAGAAGAUCCAAGUGGUUGGGAAACUUGCCCUGGCCUUAGGAGGGGGCCCCAGGUUGUCUGCCCAGUUUGUCCUGUGUCAUUUCAAUGCCUGGCCCCUGCUCUCCUCUCCACGUUGGCACCCUAAACUCAUGAGUAGGGAAAGGAGUGCCUAGGCUGGGGUGGGAGAGGAUGAGGGUUCCACUGUCAGGGAUCAGGACUGGCUGUGAGACCUUGGGUGGACCUGACUUCUCUGGGCUGCAGCGUCUGCCUCCUUGUGUGGCCAUGGCCUCUGCAACUGCUCCCCUCCUGUCCUGUCCAGACCUGUGACCUGGUAUCACACAGUGAGCGCAGCCCGGGCGUCAGGAGACUGUUUUGGCCCUCGCUCUGCUGUUCAGCCUUAGGGUAUGUGGUGGCUUCUCCCUGGCCCCAGUGUGCUCCUCCUAAAAGGGGAAGCUGACAGUUUGUGGGCACCUUGGUAAGGGCCUCUGUGUGUGUAUGUGUGUGUGUGCACGUGUGUGUUCCUCCAUGUGUGUCCAUAUUUAACAUGUAAAAAUGCCCCUUACUCUGUCGCCCAGACACAUUGUACAUUUCACCCACAGCCCCCCGCUCAUAGCAAUAACAUUCCUGCUGCCGGGGAUUCUUGAGCCAGCCAGGCCCUGCCAGCGGAGAAGGAGGCCAAGGGGUGCCUGCCUAUGAAAUUUCAACUUUUCCUUUCAUACAUGUUUAUUACCCAAGUCUUCUCCUGUCUGUCCCAGUCCCAAAUCUGGACUCACCUACACGAGCGUGCUCUCAAAUCCCCUUCUAACUGCCCAAGGCCCUUUGUAUAAGGUGUCCUAAUACUGUCCUUUUUUUAAAACAAACAAACAGUGUUUUGUAGAUUUCAGAUGACUAUGCAGAGGCCUAGCAGACCCCCGGUUCUGGGCAGGACCUGGGGGUCCCACAUUCCAUGGCCCAGGCUCGGGGGGUGGGGGAAUCCAGAAUUGGUUGUAAAUACUUUGUAUAUUGUCUGAUUAAACACAAACAGACCUCAGA
Molecule: messenger RNA, 4266 nt
Organism: Myotis brandtii (Brandt's bat)
Lineage: Eukaryota; Metazoa; Chordata; Mammalia; Chiroptera; Vespertilionidae
Gene: SRC
Product: SRC proto-oncogene, non-receptor tyrosine kinase
Exons: 17
Coding region: 553-2217 (554 amino acids)
Biological process (GO): cell differentiation; negative regulation of intrinsic apoptotic signaling pathway; epidermal growth factor receptor signaling pathway
Cellular component (GO): extrinsic component of cytoplasmic side of plasma membrane
Molecular function (GO): growth factor receptor binding; non-membrane spanning protein tyrosine kinase activity; ATP binding
Source: RefSeq, a predicted model, not a curated record